AUGUCUAAAAAAAAUGGUGGUUCCAACUUAGAACGUUAUAACCAUUUUAAAAAACUAUAUGAUAAUGCUAUUAAAAAAUACAAGAUAGAAGAAUACAAAAGUUCUUAUUGUUCUUUUGACUCUGUUGCAAACGGAUAUAGAUUUGAAAAUGAAGAAUUAGCAUAUGAUGCCAAAUAUUAUUUGGCACUUCAUUUUUUGAUAGGAUUAGGAAUUACUAAAAAUUUGGAUAAAGCUCAAAAUCUCUUUAAAGAAGUUUUCACGAGUAGUUCCAAAUACAAAGAACGUGCCAAACAGAAGUUACUAGAUUUUAUAAAAUAUGCAGGAUAG
Messenger RNA from Dentiscutata erythropus, 327 nucleotides. NCBI's taxonomy places the organism in Eukaryota, Fungi, Glomeromycota, Glomeromycetes, Diversisporales, Gigasporaceae. The record is from the annotation of a GenBank genome assembly.